Trichomycterus rosablanca is the source of this 6259-nucleotide messenger RNA. RefSeq names its product glycerol-3-phosphate acyltransferase, mitochondrial (gene gpam). The transcript is spliced from 22 exons. Gene Ontology annotation, biological process: fatty acid metabolic process; glycerol-3-phosphate metabolic process; triglyceride biosynthetic process. Gene Ontology annotation, cellular component: mitochondrial membrane; plasma membrane. Bases 468 to 2954 code for a protein of 828 amino acids. NCBI's taxonomy places the organism in Eukaryota, Metazoa, Chordata, Actinopteri, Siluriformes, Trichomycteridae. The record is from RefSeq and is a predicted model, not a curated record. Gene Ontology annotation, molecular function: glycerol-3-phosphate O-acyltransferase activity.
CUCAAUACUUGGUCGGGAAUUACUGCUUCAGUGCAGUGUGGCAUGGAAGCAAUCAGCCUGUGGCACUGCUGAGGUUGCCCAGGUUGCUUUGAGAGCGGCCCUCAGCUCGUCUGCAUUGUUGGAUCUGGUGUCUCAUCUUCCUCUUGACAAUACUCUAUAGAUUCUCUAUGGGGUUUAGGUCAGCUUGUCAGCAGAGGGAAGCAUGAAGUGCUCUAAAAUGUCCUGGUAGAUGGCUGCGCUGACUUUGGACUUGAUAUAACACAGUGGACCAACACCAGCAGAUGACAUGGCUCCCCAAACCAUCACUGAUGUGGAAACUUCACACUAGACCUCAAGCAGCUUGGACUGUGUGCCUCUCCACUCUUUCUCCAGACUCUGGGACCUUGAUUUCCAAAUGACAAAGAAUCACCUUCACUAUGCAACUUCAUUCAAUUUAUUUAUAGUGUGUGCCGGCCGGAGGUAAAAAGAUGGACGUCAGCUUGGUGCUGGGGGGGCAGGACAGCGUCCUACUGGCCAGUUGUGCUGAGCAAGCAGGCAGCCGUCUGAAACAUCCCUGUGAGGAACAGGAUCGAAGCGGCAGUCCUUCUGUCCUGCGCUCUGUAACUAACACAUGGAAGGACGGCCUUCUGAACAGGAAACGGCCAUUUGUGGGAAGAUGCUGCCACUCUUGCACACCCCAGAGUCAGGAGAGGCUUUUUAACUCCAGCAUUCCCUCGUUAGGAUUACGCAAUGUGAUCUACAUCAAUGAGACGCACACGAGACACAGAGGCUGGCUGGCACGGAGACUCAGUUAUGUACUUUUCGUCCUGGAAAGAGACGUCCGCAAGGAUAUGUUUGCCCGCAACGUGGUGGAAAAUGUGCUAAACAACACCAGGGUGCAGAGUGCCAUAGAUGAGGUUGCUUCAGAAUCUGGUGCUGCUGAUAAUGAGACUGGAACAGAUCAGAAGGCUGCGAGCAAAAUCAAACAGAAGGCCAGAGGUUUUCUCCAAGAAAUGGUGGCCAACAUCUCACCCAAUCUCAUACGGUUGACAGGAUGGACAUUGCUGAAACUCUUUAAUGGCUUCUUCUGGAGCAUUCAGAUCCACAAAGGUCAGCUGGAAAUGGUGAAGAAAGCUGCAUCAGAGUACAACGCUCCACUUGUCUUCCUUCCUGUGCACAAGUCUCAUAUUGACUACCUUCUCAUCACCUUCAUCCUGUUUUGUCACAACAUCAAAGCGCCACACAUUGCAGCUGGCAACAAUCUCAACAUCCCCAUCUUCAGCACAUUGAUUCGGAAACUGGGAGGUUUCUUUAUUCGUCGUAGGAUGGAUGAGACCCCAGAUGGAAAGAAAGAUGUCCUGUAUAGAGCUUUGUUACACGGGUACACAGAGGAGUUGUUGCAGCAGCAGCAGUUUUUGGAGGUUUAUUUGGAGGGCACGCGUUCACGCAGCGGAAAGCCAUCUCCAGCACGGGCUGGUAUUCUUUCCAUCGUGGUCGACACGCUGUGUGCUGGUGUCGUACCGGACGUGCUCAUCGUGCCUGUCGGCAUCUCCUAUGAUCGUAUUAUCGAGGGCAACUACAACAGCGAGCAGCUGGGCAAGCCUAAGAAGAAUGAGAGUCUGUGGGGAGUGGCUUGUGGUGUAUGGAGAAUGAUCCGUAAGAACUAUGGCUGUGUUCGUGUGGACUUUACUCAGCCAUUCUCUCUUAAGGAGUAUCUGGACACACAGAGAUGCAAGCAUCUGCCCGCUCCACUUACUUUGGAGCAGAUCCUCAUACCCACCAUCAUCGCCGCACGGCCAGACGAGGCUUUGUUUAAUGGGGAAGAAGAGGAGCACCCGGACUCCAGAGAGAUGUCAGACGAGCCCUGGAGGAGACAGGUCAUCUCUAACCUGGCCAAGCACAUUCUCUUCACCGCCAACAAGUCAUCAGCAAUCAUGUCUUCUCACAUUGUAGCCUGUCUUCUGUUGUACCGACACAGACAGGGUGUUUUGCUGUCCAAGCUGGUGGAGGACUUUUUCAACAUGAAGGAGGAGAUCCUCUCGCGGGACUUCGACCUGGGCUUCUCAGGGAACUCUGAGGAUGUGGUGAUGCAUGCACUGAACCUGCUGGGAAACUGCGUCAACGUGACCAGCACUAACAGAAACACUGAGUUCAUCAUCGCUCCCAAUAACACGGUGCCAUCGCUGUUCGAGCUCAACUUCUACAGCAACGGCCUCUUCCACGUCUUUAUCGCUGAUGCUAUUAUAGCAUGCAGCACUCUGGCAAUGCUGAGGGAGCAGGCUGCAGAGGUGGCUGAGGGUAAGUUCACUUCCUCGUCCACUUUGCUCAGUCAGGAAAGACUCAUCUGCAAAGCUGCUGGUCUCUCGCACUUGCUGUCCAAUGAGGUGCUUGUAACCAUGCCUUGUCAGACAGUCUACCAGGUCUUUCAUGAUGCCGUGACCAGACUUAUACAGUACGGCGUGCUAAUUGUUGCUGAGGAGGAGCAAGAGGAGUUGAGCCCUUCAGAGGAGCCUUGGCCUAAAAAGUUCCCCGAGCCUUUGUCCUGGAGGAGUGAUGAGGAGGAUGAGGACAGUGACUUUGGAGAGGAACAGAGGGAUCGCUACCUUAAGGUGAGCCUAUCCUCAGAGCACCAGGAGUUCUUCACUUUUCUGCAGCGAGUCCUCAGCCCAGUGCUGGAGGCCUACAGCGGGGCGGCUAUCUUCAUACACAGCCUCCUCACACCCAUGUCUGAACGGGAAUACACACAAAGGCUCUUCAAAUAUCUGCUCACACGCACAGAGAAAGGAGUGGCAGCUUACGGAGAGAGUGCAACCCACUACCUGGUGAAGAAUACAGUGAAAACAUUUAAAGAGCUGGCGGUCCUGAAGGAGCGCCGGGAGGACGGCGUCUGUUACCUGGAGCUGAGCACUAUGUUUCAAACUCAGGCUAACAGGAACAAACUCCUCCAGUACAUCCUGGGUUUCAGCCUGCUGUGAGCCAUCCUACCGCUCCUGCCAGCUCGCUUAAGGGCUUCUACUGGCUUUGCGCUACUAUCAAAGGUGCUACUGUAACGAAAGCUUUACCUAGAAGUGCCUUGAGAAAAUUCCUAGGAGCCGAUCAAGCCCAUUUUGCCACCUUGCCUCCCUGCACGCAUUCACAUUUAUGCUAGAUAACGGAUUUGCAGUGAGCUUGUUGUUUGAUCCAGCGCCAGUUUUCUGAGUGGUGUUUGCGUUGUUUUGUUUUUUAUUUAACAAUUUUAACAGUCCAGUUGUUUUCACUAAGUUAGGUACAAGUUUCUAUUCAGGAAUAUUUGUUUACUAGUAGAGACUCUGCUUUACCGUGUAAAUCUUGGUGUAGAUGAAUCAGAGGUUCUCAACUCAAAAUUCUCACACCCUUACUGCAACUUCAUUCUUUAUUCCAUGGGCAUUCUGCCCUCUAGUUUAGAAUUUUAAAUAAAAAAAAUACAGACAGAUUUUCUAGGCCCUCGGAUGGGACAGCGGUCUAUCACUAUAGCCCACCACCGCUGAGAUCAGGGUUCAUAUCUCGGCUGUGCUAUUGGUUGACCAGGCAUCAACAUAGACAUGAUUGGUUAUGUCUGGUAUAGGGGUGAGAUGUAAUUGGUGGCUGAAGCCCUACGAUGGAUCAGCGCCUUGUUUAGGGAAUUCCUACCUGCACCCAGUGUGUCCGGUGGAACAGGACCUGCGGCAACCCCGACCGGGAUUAAGUAGUAGACAAAAAUCAAAAGUGAGUUAUUACUACUGUUUAUUUUAAUGACCAUACGAGGAACUCCAAAUUAAAAACAUAGAGUAAGCUAAUAGAAUUAUAGCAAAUAUUCUAUAAGUAACAUUCUUUUGUGCAGAGCUUAUUAACUGUCUGUAAAAAAAAAAAACUCAGGCCCAAGGUUGAGAACCACUGAAUUAGAUUAAAAUAGCUGAAAUAAACUGUCACAAAACAGUCCCUCUCAUCGCAUUGCUUAAAUUGACUUUUUUUUAUCAUCAUGUAAGAUAAUUAUGUAUAAUAAGGUGAAGUAUAGCAAAAGGCAGUGAUAUUUAAUCUAUAUAGAACUCCAACUAAACUCAAUAGGAGUUUGUGAAUGAAACACCCACCAGGCACUGUUAACAUUGCCUGACCCUGAUAUUAAAUUACUUUUACACCAUGAUAGAGGAUUUUGACUAUCACUCAAUAUAAUAUAUAAUUGCAUUGAAAUGAAACCACUGGUUGUUGUAGAAGAUUUUUUUCAUAAGGGCAUUAAAUUCACUACAUCCACUAAAAAACUGUAAAUAGAAACGAUAGCUCAUGUAACAACUUUCUUGUAAAUAUGGAAUAUUUAAACAGUGAAAAAACAUGUUACCUUGGACUACAUUGUGCUGUUUCCUUCUUUUUUAGAUAAAUUUUGGUUGUAUUAUGGGUCAUUCCUACAAUUCGGUGCCUUUUGUGUUCACAGGACUGAUCACUGUAUUUUUUAAGUACAUUUUAAACAAUACAAUUUUUCUAAACAUCUUACUGAAAUAAUUAACACUUUCAAAUACUAAACACAAUGUUUUCUACCCCUGUGAUGUUGUUAACUGUGUAGUCAUAGCAGUCAAGGAGAGGAGCGAGGAAAACCACUGCAAAAGGGAUUUAUGUUCCAACCAGAUGUGUUUAUUCACUUUUUUCCGGUUGCUCCAAAUUACUUAAAACUAUUGACAAACAUAUAUGGGACUACUGGGAUUCUUUACCAUAACAGAAGCACUUAAAUUCACAGUCCUUCUCCUUUCUUUCUCACACUCAGAAUGAGCUCUCCCCCCUGACGCACCACUAAAGAGCCGUUUAAAUGCGCUUCAGUUCGUGCCAGCACAUUCUGGUUUAAACUACUCGUCCUUCUAGGGUGGUCUUAUUUACAGUUUCGGAGUACAUAAUCACUGUGUACACAAUAAACAUGCAAUAAUAUCAUCGAUACAUACUGUUUUUAUCUCUUAGAUACCAGCGGUUUUCCCAUGUCCCCAGUGCUGUACAUUUAGUGAUGGAUAUAUGAGGUUUAAUCAUGACAAUAUCUCAGUCUUUCAAUACUGUUUAAAAGGUUUGCUUAAGUCCCUCUAAACCUUGGAUUUUUCUUUAUGAGUUUGAUUUUAUUGCUGAUUAUAAGUGUUUUUCACACGUCCCUCAAGUUGCCAUCCACCCUGUUAUUUCUUACUACUGUCUCUUAAAAUGAAGAGCAGUUUUACAUACUGACAUUUCCUGUCGUUCACAUUAUCUUUUUGGAGGGAAAACAACUGUGGAAGAUAAGUGGCUCAUUAAACUCCUCAUUUUAAUGUUGUUUUUUCUACAUUUUAUCCUAAAAGUCUUAUAUGGUCAACCAUAACGUGUCCACCCUGUUAUGUGAUAUAUGACAAAAAGCAAUACAAUUUGAUCAUUUUUAAAAAUAUCACACUAAAAAGCAGAGAAUUCUUUGUCUGAAUUCACUUUUAUGCUAGCAUGGUUUUGCUCACUUGCUAGCUAAUGACUAAUUUUAUGUCAGAAUGUCCACUCUGUCCACCCUGUUAUGGUCCACCCUGUUACGACCUAAUACGUAACAGGCUGGACGUCACAGUGUAUAAGAGGUGCAUGUAUAAUUUAGCUUGACCAAUAUUAGUUUGGAAAAGUAUAACAUCCUUUUUAUAAUAAAACAUGAAAAAACUAAUUAAAACAGUGUUUCAUUUUCAAAAAGGUUUUAGGUCCAAAAGGCACCCAAUCCCAGGAAUGACCCUUACACUAGCUUGUAUUCAUUUGUCAUGCUUUUUAAGGCUGCGUUUCACAAACUGGUCAUGAAGCACAUAUAAUUUUACAAUGUCCCUUUACAAAUGCAUCUUUGGCUAUUCAGCACCUAUAAAUCUAUGCAACCUCUGUUUAAUUGGCCAAAUAGUUCAUGUGACUGUUAAGUCGUGUCAUGAUUUUAAACCUGUGACAAGUAGGUCUGGCGCCACCUAGAAACACUGACCACAGGACAGGAAUACACCAGUUCAAAUCAUUUCAAUAAUGUCAUUUUAAUAGUAAUUACUGAAGGAUACAAGUGCAUUUAAAACAUAACAAAAAAUUAAGCAUUAUAAACCUUUUGUUGUACUUAAAAUGCUUAGUACAUCAGGUGUAGUGGAAUUGCAUUAUGGAACCUACAUAGUGCACUAUAUGCUCAUAUCAUAUAUAUAGAUUCAGAAUAUAAAAUAAGAAUAUGUAGGACAAUUUCUUUGAAACGUUAUAAACAAUUAAAAAAUAUCUGGAAGGAAUACAUUUUUAAUUAUCCCAAUGGUCAUUUUGACCAAAAGAUUUACUAACAUGGGAUGUCUAA